UUCCAGUAACUCGCCAAAAUGACGAACUCAAAGGGAAAGAGGAGAGGCACCCGCUACAUGUUCUUCAGGCCCUUUAGGAAACAUGGGGUUGUUCCUUUGGCUACCAAGAUUCUUGCCAAGAGAAUUAACGAGCAUAUUGAGCACAUCAAGCACUCUAAGAGCAGAGACAGCCUCCUGAAGCGCAUGAAGGAGAACAACCAGAAGAAAAAGGAAGCCAAGGAGAAGGGCACCUGGGUUCAGCUGAAGCACCAGCCCGCCCCACCCAGAGAAGCACACUUUGUGAGGACUAACCGGAAGGAGCUUGAGCUGCUGUAG
Molecule: messenger RNA, 315 nt
Organism: Onychomys torridus (southern grasshopper mouse)
Lineage: Eukaryota; Metazoa; Chordata; Mammalia; Rodentia; Cricetidae
Product: 60S ribosomal protein L21-like
Exons: 1
Coding region: 19-315 (98 amino acids)
Biological process (GO): translation
Cellular component (GO): ribosome; cytosolic large ribosomal subunit
Molecular function (GO): structural constituent of ribosome
Source: RefSeq, a predicted model, not a curated record